Molecule: messenger RNA, 2007 nt
Organism: Lolium rigidum
Lineage: Eukaryota; Viridiplantae; Streptophyta; Magnoliopsida; Poales; Poaceae
Exons: 2
Coding region: 102-1592 (496 amino acids)
Source: RefSeq, a predicted model, not a curated record
UCCAGGGCAGCAACCACCAGCGGUAUGCAAUUUCCACUAGCCUACUGCCCCUCUCUUGAACUGCCUGAUUAAUUAGCACAACUCGAUUGGAGGAAUUGGAGAUGGAGCAUGCCAUAUCGGCUGUAACAGGUGAACUCGCCAGCCGAUUUGUCUCCUUCCUCACCAACAAGUACCACUCCAGCCGCGCAUACUCUGAAGAGAAGCUACUGGCGAGGCUGCAGCAACUGCUACUGAGAGCUCGCACAGUCGUCGAGGAGGCGGAUGGUCGAUACAUCACAAACUCCGGGAUGCUGGCACAGCUCGACAUGGUCGCAGAGGCCAUGUACCGAGGCUACUGGGCACUAGGGGCAUUCAGGUACAGGUCACUUCAACAGACACCAAUGGAGGAGGAGCAGGUUAGCGACUCAUACCCUAAACGUUUUCGCACGGUCCAUGGAAGUGUUAGAAAGAAGAGGGCAACAUACCUUGCCGACUUGAAAGGAGUGCUCGAAAGCUUAGAGUAUGUGGUUUGUAGCAUGACAGAGUUUGUUGUUCUCUUGGGUGGAUGCGACCGUAUGUUGUGUCGACCAUACGACGCGUAUCUUUACAACGACAACAUCAUGUUUGGUCGGCACGCCGAAAAGCAAAAACUCCUGAACUUUGUGUUGCAGCACGGCCCUCCCGGUGGUGCACCGGCUGUCCUCCCCCUCAUCGGUGGUCCUGCGGUUGGCAAGAGGACUCUUGUCGCCCAUGUAUGCAAAAAUGAGAGGGUUAGAUCACAGUUCUCUUCGAUUUUGCACCUGAAUGGGGAUUGUGUUAGUAAAAUUGCAGACCAUAGCAGUCUCUUGUCGGGGAAAGUAUUGGUAGUUGUUGAGCUUGUUUCAGAUGUUGACCACAAGAACUGGGUCAAGUUUUGUUCAACCCUGGCAAGCAUGGACAGUCGAAGCAAGGUGAUCAUCAUCAGCCGGUGUAAAAGUUCAGAGAAACUGGGAACAGUCAAGCCAAUCUUCCUCAACACCCUGCCAUACGAGGAGUUCAACUACCUCUUCAAGACACUUGCAUUCGGGAGCGAGGACCCGGCACAGCACCCGCGGUUAGAACGAAUAGCAGACGAGAUGGCUAGGGAGCUGCAUUCGGAUUGGUCGCUCAUCGCCGCAAACUUGCGUGCUGAUGUGAUGAGAAGGAAUCUUGAUCUCCAUUUCUGGCUCUGCAUGUUGAGCAGGAUGAGAAGAUUUGUUGAGAGGAACUUCUCCAUGUUCGGGGAGCACCCACAGUUGCUCGUUCUGAGACGCCAUCAGAUAGAUGUUACAGACUUCUUGCAUUCUUAUUCUCCACUCCGCGUCAUACCUUCUUGUACCACUGGCAGCAGCCGCACUGAGAUUACAGAAGAAAGGCAACUGCUACCGAAUGUGAGGCUUGGAGAUCUGGUGGCGGAUCCUGGAGCUAGACCACAAGGUGAUUUCAACGUCGUUAGUUGGGAAUCAAGGGUGCCACCUUACACUUCAUUUGUUCAUUUCGUUCCAAGUUGUGCUCCAGGUGUGGCUGAAGAUACCCCUCUGCCUGGGAGGAAACGUUCAGCACAGCAUUUCGUCUGCAGCUAUAUGAGCAUAUAGGAGUUUGGUGAUGUACCGCGAGUCCGCCUCCUCGAUGACCAGGCGAACUCUCGGCAAGAGUCGUUGUAGCUUCUCCACCUUCUCCUCCGAGGACGAUAUGUGAUCUGUAUACUUGUUCAUCAGAAAAGCAACCGUGACAGCGGAUAUGGCAAGAUCUACCCUGAGAUCUCCUGAGAUGUGUUGUAUGAGUGAAAGAUGCAGUUUAUCCUACAAUGGUAUAUAUAGAUAUUCCGGACAGCCAAAUACCCCCUGGUCGGCUACAGCGUAUCACAGGUGAUGGCAGGGACAUGAUGGUUUUUAUAGAGUGAGCGGAAAAAACAUUUUUCCUUUCGUGUGAACAAGCUUUUUGGUACUUUGGUGCCUACAAGGUACCCCGGGGUGAAAUGGACAGACUACCAUAGUACCUACGCAAGCU